Messenger RNA from Hydractinia symbiolongicarpus, 1493 nucleotides. RefSeq names its product purine nucleoside phosphorylase-like. The transcript has 7 exons. Gene Ontology annotation, biological process: nucleoside metabolic process. NCBI's taxonomy places the organism in Eukaryota, Metazoa, Cnidaria, Hydrozoa, Anthoathecata, Hydractiniidae. Gene Ontology annotation, cellular component: cytoplasm. Gene Ontology annotation, molecular function: purine-nucleoside phosphorylase activity. The record is from RefSeq and is a predicted model, not a curated record. Bases 139 to 996 code for a protein of 285 amino acids.
ACGCCCAGAGAAAUCAAGCAAAGAAAGCACAGCGGUGAAGAACAUAUCCCCUCCAGGCAGGCCAGAGCUUGCAUUUCAUUGUUGGAGUCUCUGGGCUGAAACCAAACUAAACGCAAGAGAUUUAGUAUUGAAUAAAUUAUGGCAGAGAAUUCUGGAAGUCACAAAUUUGAAGAUGUCGAAAAAAUUAAAAAUUUUCUCCUUGAAAAAACAUCUGUCCGACCCACUGUUGGAGUUAUAUGUGGCUCUGGUUUGGGAGGUCUAGUGAACAAUGUUGAGAACAAAGAAAGUUUUAAUUACGAAGACAUUCCUGGUUUUCCUGUUAGCACAGUGAAAGGACAUGCUGGUAAACUUGUGUUUGGAACAUUAAGUGGAAAAACUGUUGUAUGUUUGCAAGGUCGUUUUCAUUUCUAUGAAGGACACAGUAUUUAUAAGUGCACGCUUCCAGUCCGUGUCAUGGCUGCACUUGGUAUAAAAACAUUAGUUGUAACAAAUGCUGCAGGGGGUGUGAACAGAAGUUUUAACGUAGGUGAUAUUAUGAUUAUCAAGGACCAUAUUGGCUUCCCUAUGAUGUCUGGUAAUCACCCACUGGUUGGGUUAAAUGAUGACAGGCUUGGUCCAAGAUUUCCAUCCAUGACUAGUAUCUAUGAUAAGACCUUACAAACGAAAGCAAGUGAUAUUAGCAAAGAGUGUGGAUAUGGUGACUUCACUCGAAAUGGUGUAUACUGCAUGUUAAGUGGACCCACGUAUGAAACUCAGGCUGAGCUUCGUCUAGUACAGGCUGUUGGUGGGGAUGCUGUGGGAAUGAGCACCGUUCCUGAAGUGAUUGUUGCUGCACACAUGGAUGUUAAAAUUCUAGGCAUCUCCCUAAUAACUAAUAAGUGUAUUAUGGAGUAUGACACAAACGAGAAGCCGAAUCAUAAAGAAGUUUUGGAAGUUGGAAAACAGAGGUCUGAAUGUGUGUUGGAUAUUGUAACGAAACUUAUUGGAGCUAUUUAAUCGCAGCAUUGCGAACGAAGAAGCCUAAAAUUCGCAAGUACAUUCUUGUUAUACGUCGUUGAUAAAUUUUUAAUGUGAAUCUAAUAUAGUUCUAUUUUGUGAUUAAGUCUAACUGCCAUAUAAAAUUAUUUUUUGCUAAAAUUUUUAAAGUUGUUACUUUCUUCAUAUAUAUUACAGUGUAACUUACAACAAGAAAUGCAAUGUAUCUUUGCAUAAAUAAAAUCGCUUCCAAUAUUAUUUUUCUUUUUGCCUUACUAACAAAAAAGACACGGUUAAUAUACGAUAAGUAAUAACUUCUUUUGUUAUGUCAAAAUGAUGUUUCAGUGUUUUACAAGCUCUUGCUCAAAUUCGCGUUAAACUUUGCUAUUAACUUUGAUUGACAUUAAAAUUGAAUAUUCAUAUUUGUAUUGAUGUAGUUGUAUCAUUUUGUUUAUUUUUAUCACUAUCGUUUGUAACAUGUGUAUAUUUACUAGAAUACUUGAUUUUAAAACUGCUAA